Molecule: messenger RNA, 3077 nt
Organism: Kogia breviceps (pygmy sperm whale)
Lineage: Eukaryota; Metazoa; Chordata; Mammalia; Artiodactyla; Physeteridae
Source: RefSeq, a predicted model, not a curated record
UGCGCGCUCGCGCUUCCGCCCUCUCGCGGCGCUCGGCUGAGGCAGUCUGUCUGUCGGACUGUCCUCGGAACGAGGGGAGGCGAGGCGACUUCGGAGAGCCAGCCGCCCGAUUAUUUUCUUUUCCCUCCCUCUCUCCCGUCCCACAUCGUUAUUCACCCCUCUCCCGCCUUUGCUCGCGCAGCCAUGGCGGAGCCGUCGGCGGCCACUCAGUCUCCAUCCGUCUCCUCGUCAUCCUCCGUGGCCGAGUCCUCUACGCCCGGUGGCGGCGGCGGGAGCCCGGGAGCCUGCCCCGCCCUGGGGGCGAAGAGCUGCGGCUCCUCCUGUGCUGAUUCCUUUGUUUCUUCUUCUCAGCCUGUAUCUCUAUUUUCGACCUCACAAGGCAAUUUCCCAGAUCAUCCUGCUUUUCUCUCAAAGGAAGUUGGUCAAAUGCAACAGCAGAUAAAUAAAGAUCAAGAGUCCAAGAACCCAAAUGAGGUACCAAGUAGGGACGAUAGAACUGCCUUGGAUGCAGAUGACAAAUUCACUUUGCUAACAGCCCAGAAGCCACGCACCGAGCAGUAUAAAGCAGAAGGUGAUUGGGCAGAAACAUCUCUCCCACAGGAAAAUGCUAUGCCAGGCCGUCUCAACUCCACACAGGAAAUCAGUAUCCAAGGUGUGCGAGGCAGUGUGCAGAAAAGAGAGGACACACUUUCAGAGUUACCUGGAUCUCCGUUUGAGAAAUGUGUCUCUCUUGGUUCUGGAGUGGCCACAGUGAAAGUGGUUUUACCUGAUGGCCACCUGAAAGGUGAAAUGAACUGGCAGACCUCUGUGUUGGGAGAAGUGACAGAGGCUGAUAGUUCUGGUGAGUCUGAUGACACGGUGAUAGAGGACAUCACAGCAGAUACUUCAUUCGAGAGCAACAAAAUUCAGGCUGAAAAACCUGUUUCCAUCCCAAGUGCUGUUGUAAAAAUAGAUGAAAGAGCAAUCAAAGAGAUUCGUAAUUGUAAUAGGGAAGACAAAACAUCUGGAAACUUUGACGGGUCCAUCAAUGACUCUGCGCCACAACAAGUUCAGCCUGAUAUUGGAAGGAGUCCAGCUGGUGAGGCAGCAUGUUCACAAGUACGUAAUAUGAAUGUCACAUCAGAAGAUAUGAAGCAGUCAGAUAGUAUGAGUGUAGUUGCUCCUGAAAGGCUUGUUGCAGCUGAGAACCCCAAACUUCCUUCAGAAGCAUCUCCAAAGGUUUUUAAUGAUAAGACAGAAUUCUCACAAAAUGUGACAACCUCUGCCUAUUUGGAGUCAUUGCAUGAAAAAAGUGUUAAAGAUAAAGAUGAUUCUUCCCCAGAGGACCUGAUAGCAGCCUUUACAGAAACCAGAGAGAAAGGAAUAGUAGGUAAAGGUGAAGGAAAUACCUUUGAAGCAACAUCAGAGAAAACUAAGGACUUUAAAACAGCUCUUCCUGUAGAUGUUUUACAUGAAAGUGAGUCAGGUGGCUCUGAAAUUAAAAACAUAGAAGACAAAUACAAUGAACAAAGCAAAGAAACAGAUGGGAGUGAGCUUCUGGAUGUUUUCCCUACCCAAGGUACUCCAGUAGCAUCUCUUGACUUAGACCAGGAGCAGCUCACAAUCAAAGCACUGAAAGAACUGAAUGAAAGGAAGGUUGAGAAGUCAGCUUCCGUACAGGAUAAAGUAGAAUCUCCCGAAGAAAUACUCAAGCAGACUUUAACAUUUGCUCCAGAAUCUUGGCCACAGAGAUCCUAUGAUGUCCUAGAACACAAAGAUGUCAAGACUGGAUCUGAUCUCGGCAUUUCCAAGAAGCCCAGUAUUACCAAAGAAGCUACUAGGGUAGUUAUCACUUCCAGCCUUAGCAAGACUGAACUGGUAAACAAGGAUGUCCUAGCAAGACUUCUGGCAGAAUUCUCAGUGCACGACUUAAUUUUCUGGCGAGAUGUGAAGAAGACUGGGUUUGUCUUUGGCACCACACUGAUCAUGCUGCUCUCCCUGGCAGCUUUCAGUGUCAUCAGUGUGGUUUCUUACCUCAUCCUGGCCCUUCUGUCUGUCACCAUCAGCUUCAGGGUCUACAAGUCUGUCAUCCAAGCUGUACAGAAGUCAGAAGAAGGCCAUCCAUUCAAAGCGUACCUGGAUGUAGACAUCACUCUGUCCUCAGAAGCUUUCCAUAAUUACGUGAACGCUGCCAUGGUGCACAUCAACAGGGCCCUGAAACUCAUUAUUCGUCUCUUUCUGGUGGAGGAUCUAGUUGACUCCUUGAAGCUGGCUGUCUUCAUGUGGCUGAUGACCUAUGUUGGUGCCGUUUUCAAUGGGAUCACCCUUCUGAUUCUUGCUGAACUGCUCAUUUUCAGUGUUCCAGUUGUCUACGAGAAGUACAAGAUCCAGAUUGAUCACUAUGUUGGCAUCGCCCGCGAUCAGACCAAGUCAAUUGUUGAAAAGAUUCAAGCAAAACUCCCUGGAAUUGCAAAAAAAAAGGCAGAAUAAGUACAUGGAAACCAGAAAUGCAACAGUUACUAAAACACCAUUUAAUAGUUAUAAUGUUGUUACUUGUACUAUGAAGGAACCGUGCUCAGUGUCAGCUUGAGCCUGCAUUCGAAGCUUUUUUUUUUAAUUUGGUGUUUUCUCCCCUCCUUUCCCUUUACCCUCAGUAUCAAGCACAAGAAUUGUUGGACUUAAAAAAGAACUGAUAUCUUAGAACCCAAAAGAAUUAAGAAAGAAUCAAAUUAAUAGGAUAAGUCAGUACCUUAAUGAUGGUGGAGCUUUACCUGUAGCUAGAAAGGAGGGGAAAGAUUGGAGGUAAAGGAGAAAAUGGAAAAUAAAACACAUCUCUUGGGUUCUUCUAUUCAAAUUUCAAGGACUGGUCAGUCUUACAUAGCUGUCCAUCAUAGUUUGCCCUUAUUUUUAAGUUAAGAAAUAAUGAUUAACUUAUGAAGAAACUAUCUGGGGACAAGAAUGGGAUUCUUUCCCUCUUUUUUGUUGUUGUUUUGUUUUAUUGUGUUUUUUGCAGCCCUGUGAUCCCAUCCUCCUGCCCCACAAUGUGAGCAGCCGCCCCUAAUAUUCUUCUUCAUUUAACGGUGUAACUUUCAACUCUA